UGGUGUGUGUGUGUGUGGGGCGUAUGUGGGCAUGUGGGCUUGUUCUAAGACUGCGUUAUAAUAUAUAUAUUGUGGCAUAUCCUGUGUUCUGUCUCGCCCUUGUCAAACAUACAUUCACUUGCAUUUAUUGGAAAUUCGAUUGCCAUGAAUAGCAUUAUGGAGAAUAUUGAUGACAAAGAACUUUCAGCAGUACAAAGAGAGAUUGAAGAAGCAUUGAAGAACAACAGCUUGACCACAGCUGCAGGCAAGAUUCAAGAGUAUUUGAAGGAGUUUAAUAAUGUGGAGCUGAAUYUUGCUGUCACAGGAGAGACAGGCUCCGGUAAAUCUACCUUUGUCAAUGCGUUCAGAGGCAUGAAGUAUAAUGAUGACGGCGCUGCUCCAACUGGUGUGGUGGAAACCACCAUGGAGGCKAAMGCWUACCCCCACCCAAAAUACCCAAAUAUGAWAGUUUGGGAUCUCCCUGGRAURGGCACCGKUAACUUCAAACCAGAAGAGUACCUUCAGAAAGUUGAAUUCGAUCGCUUUGAUUUCUUCAURAUAGUCUCAUCAGAGCGAUUCAGAGCCAAUGACAUUACUCUGGCCAAGGAGAUCCAGAAGAAGAAGAAGAAGUUCUACUUUGUUCGCUCCAAGAUUGAUAACGACAUGAGGGCUGAGGGGAGAGAAGAGAAGUUUGACCAGGAUAAGACACUGGAAACAAUCAGACAAUACUGCAUCAAAGGGCUUGAGGAUCAGGGUCUAGGCUAUCCGAAGGUCUUUCUCAUCUCCGGUUUUGACUUAGGUCUCUACGAUUUCCCUGACCUGGAGGAGACAAUGGAGAAAGAGCUUCCUGGCCACAAGAGGCAUGUACUACUGUUGUCCAUCCCUAAUAUAACCCUGAAAAUCAACCAGAGGAAGAAGAAGGCUUUCAUUGCCAACAUAUGGAGACUAGCUAUUUUAUCUGGCACUGUGGCAGCAAUACCUUUGCCAGGCCUUUCCUUUGCUGUAGAUUUAAGCAUAUUGGUAUUGGAGAUCCAGAGGUACUAUAACUCGUUUGGUCUUGAUGAUGAGUCCCUGCAGAGCCUUGCUAACAGAAUGAAUGUGCCGGUGGAGGAGCUGAAAGCAGUCCUCAAGUCACCUCUGAACCAAAAAAUAAACAAAGAUGUGAUUCUCAAGAUGCUUCAAAAUGUAGCUCUAACAGCGGUGACGGUGGUUGAGUACCUAGUAAGUAACAUUCCUAUUGUCGGCAGCUUUGCUGCAGCAGGGAUUUCCUUUAGUACAACCUACUACUUGUUGAGGAAGUGUCUGAAUGAGCUGGCUGAUGAUGCACACAAUGUUCUGAUGAAGGCACUGAUGGCCAAUGAGUGAGAAUGUUCAAGAUUGAAUUGAAAUCUAGAUCUGUGUUAAAAGUAGAUAACUAAAUUAUGCAGCUUGAAAAUAAAUGUACAAAUCAAAUGUAAUUGAUCAAUGGGAUAUUAAGGUCACAAUAGUUUUAAUAUAGGCUAGCAUGAUAUAAUGGCGUGGGGUUGUCUUUGCUGCAUUCUGCUACAGCCUGAGCCAAGACGCAGAUAGAUUGGUGGGAGUAGCACUUGAGACGCCUGUCACUGAGUAGACUGAUGGUCAGCCAGUAAAUGUACAAAUCAAAUGUAAUUGAUCAAUGGGACAGUAAGGUCACAAUAGUUUUAAUAUAGGCUAGCAUGAUAUAAUCUUACUGCAGUAGAUGGGAAAUUCAUAUUGGGAUCUUUUUACUCAUAGUAAAUUACUCUUAAAAUACAGUAUAUACUCCAAAAAUAUAAAUCAGAUUUUACCAUUUAACUUCAGUAUAAUCUAUGUAAUCCUAGACUUUUGAGAACCAAAUCGGAUGUGAUUUGAAACUAUUACAUGAUAUUUAAAUGUUGCUCCCUCUAGAAAGUGGAUUUGAAAAUAAUCCUAGUUUAGAAAGAAACAAUGUUAACUGUCCAAUAUAUUAUAUAGGUUGUGGUUCUACAUGAUAACAUAAAAACAAAAGAAAUGAUUAUCCAGUUCCCUAGGUGGCAUCUCCUGAAUCUCAGUUUUUUCUUUAUUUAAGGUAUUCUGUAAUCUCAGUGAAUGCACAUUGUAACUGUGAUUACAUUAUCAUGACAUUCUCUUAUAAUGAUCAAAAUAAACUUUUAUAA
This is a messenger RNA of Salvelinus sp. IW2-2015, 2132 nucleotides long. RefSeq names its product interferon-inducible GTPase 5-like. The record is from RefSeq and is a predicted model, not a curated record. Gene Ontology annotation, cellular component: membrane. Gene Ontology annotation, molecular function: GTP binding. NCBI's taxonomy places the organism in Eukaryota, Metazoa, Chordata, Actinopteri, Salmoniformes, Salmonidae.